Gracilinanus agilis (Agile Gracile Mouse Opossum) is the source of this 2130-nucleotide messenger RNA. Its product is annotated as protocadherin beta-15-like. Gene Ontology annotation, cellular component: plasma membrane. The transcript has a single exon. NCBI's taxonomy places the organism in Eukaryota, Metazoa, Chordata, Mammalia, Didelphimorphia, Didelphidae. Gene Ontology annotation, molecular function: calcium ion binding. The record is from RefSeq and is a predicted model, not a curated record. Bases 151 to 2130 code for a protein of 659 amino acids. Gene Ontology annotation, biological process: homophilic cell-cell adhesion.
GAGAAACUGGACCGGGAGGAGCUGUGCGGUCCCACGGAGCCCUGUCUCCUGCCUUUUCAGAUCUUACUGGAAAAUCCCUUUCAGAUAGUUCGUGCCGAACUCCGGGUCCAAGAUAUAAAUGAUCAUUCGCCUGUUUUCCCAAACACUGAAAUGCUCCUCAGAAUCCCGGAAAACAGUCCACCCGGGUCUGUGUUUUCUCUGACAAAUGCGCAAGAUUUGGACGUAGGAAGCAACAAUAUUCAGAACUACACAAUCAGCCUGAAUUCCUAUUUCCACGUUCAAACCCGUGCUCGCGGUGAUGGCAGGAAGUUCGCAGAGCUGGUGUUGGACAAAGCGCUGGAUAGGGAGAUGCAGCCCGAAGUCACUUUAACUUUCACUGCCUUGGAUGGAGGGUCCCCUCCCAGGUCUGGAACAGCCCAAAUCAGAGUCUUGGUUGUAGAUGUCAACGAUAAUGCCCCUGUUUUUGUCCAGGCUCAGUAUGAUGUUCAGAUCCCAGAGAAUAGCGCUAUUGGCUCCCUGGUUGUCACAGUCACUGCUAGGGAUAUGGACAUAGGAAAUAAUGGGCAAAUAUCAUAUUCGUUUUUUCAAGGCUCCGAAGAAAUUGUAAGUACUUUUGAAGUAAAUCGCACCUCAGGAGAAAUUAGAAUGAGAAGAAAAUUAGACUUUGAGGCAAUUAAAUCUUAUGAGGUAGAUAUUGAAGCAACAGAUGGAGGGGGCCUUUCGGGAAAAUGUACUGUUGUGGUUCAAGUGACAGAUGUAAACGACAAUGCCCCAGAACUCUCCAUAUCGUCGUUUACCAGUCCUAUUCCCGAAAAUUCACCGGAGACCGUGGUAGCUGUUUUGAGGAUUCGAGAUCAAGAUUCAGGAGACAAUGGAAAAAUGGUUUGCUCUAUCAAGGGAAAUGUGCCCUUCAUCUUGAAACCAUCUGUAGACAACUUUUACACUCUGUUAACGGAGAGCUCUCUGGAUAGAGAAAGUAGAUCCGAGUACAACAUCACCAUUACUGUCACUGAUCUGGGGACUCCGAGGCUCACAACUGAGCGAAAUAUCACUGUACUGAUUUCUGAUGUCAAUGACAACCCCCCAGCGUUUACUCAGACAGUCUAUACCUUCUACCUCCAGGAGAACAAUAUUCCAGCCCUCCACUUUGGCAGUGUGAGGGCCAAUGACAGGGACUCAGGAACCAAUGCCAAGGUUACCUAUUCCUUUCAGUCUCCUGUAACUGGAGACCUGCCUCUCUUUUCCUACAUCUCCAUCAACUCUGACAAUGGCCAUCUCUAUGUCCUGAGAUCUCUGGAUUAUGAAGCCAUCCAAGCUUUCCAGUUCACUGUGACUGCGACUGAUGGAGGCUCCCCAGCCCUGAGCAGCCAGGCUCUGGUUCAGGUUGUGGUCCAGGAUGAGAAUGACAACACUCCCUUUGUGCUAUAUCCACUGCAGAAUGGCACUGUUCCCUGCAAUGAUCUGGUACCCAGGGCAGCAGAGCCUGGUUACCUAGUGACCAAGGUAGUUGCUGUGGAUGGAGACUCGGGGCAGAAUUCCUGGCUUUCCUACCAGCUGCUCAAGGCCACAGACCCAGGACUCUUCACUGUGUGGGCUCACAAUGGGGAAGUGUGCACAGCAAGGCCCAUCAGUGACAGAGAUGCCACCAAGCAGAGACUCCUGGUGCUGGUGAAAGACAAUGGGGAGCCACCUCAGUCUGCAGUGGCCACCCUGAAUGUCCUCUUGGUGGAUGGCUUCUCUGAACCCUACCUGCAACUCCCAGAUGCACCCAAGGGGCAGGUCCAGAUGGACUCCCUCACUAUUUACUUGAUCAUUUCUUUAGCAGUCAUCUCCUUCCUUUUUCUGAUCUCUAUUAUUAUGUUUGUUGGUGUACGCCUGUGGAAGGGGAAAAGAGAAGCCACAGACUGUAGUCGAUUUGAUUCAAAUGGCCCCUUCCCAGGCCACUUGGUGGAUGUCACUGGGACAGGGACCUUGUCCCAGAGCUAUCAGUAUGAGGUGUGUCUGACCAGUAACGCAGGGACCAGUGAAUUCAAAUUCUUAAAACCAGUUCUACCCAGUGUCCCUCCUCAAGCUGCUGGCAGGGAUCCAGAGGAAAAUCCUUCCUUUAGAAAUAGCUACAUGCUUACUUAA